GGACUGAUUUCCCAGAAGCGGCCGCAGCGGCUGCGGAGCGGGUGUGAGGCGGCAGACCCGGCUGCGGGACCCGGCAGGGCGCGGCGAGAUGGAGGUGACAGGGUUAUCGGCGCCCACAGUGACCGUUUUCAUCAGUAGCUCUCUCAACAGCUUUCGUUCCGAGAAGCGGUACAGUCGCAGCCUCACGAUAGCUGAGUUCAAGUGUAAACUAGAGCUUGUGGUGGGCAGCCCUGCUUCUUGCAUGGAACUGGAGCUGUAUGGAGCUGACGACAAGUUCUACAGCAAGCUGGAUCAGGAGGAUGCACUGCUGGGCUCAUACCCCGUAGAUGAUGGCUGCCGCAUCCACGUCAUUGACCAUAGCGGCGCCCGCCUUGGGGAGUAUGAGGAUGUGUCCAAGGUGGAGAAAUACAAGAUCUCACAAGAAGCCUAUGACCAGAGGCAAGACUCAGUUCGCUCCUUCCUGAAGCGCAGCAAGCUAGGCCGAUACAAUGAAGAGGAGCGGGCACAGCGAGAGGCUGAGACCACCCAGCGUCUCACAGAGGAGAAGGCCCAGGCUGAUGCCAUCUCCGUGGGCAGCCGCUGUGAGGUGCAGGCACCUGGGCAGUCCCCUCGCCGGGGCACCGUCAUGUAUGUAGGACUCACAGAUUUCAAGCCUGGCUACUGGAUUGGUGUCCGCUAUGAUGAGCCACUAGGGAAAAACGAUGGCAGUGUGAAUGGGAAACGCUACUUCGAAUGCCAGGCCAAGUAUGGUGCCUUCGUCAAGCCAUCAGUUGUGACAGUGGGGGACUUCCCUGAGGAGGACUACGGGUUGGAUGAGAUGUGACGCCCAAGAAAGGACAUCCUUCUGCUCCAGCUAACUUGCCCGUUUAUUGCCCCUCCCUGUGUGUGCCCGUAGCCCCCUUUCCCUGAACUCAUUUUUAUUUUAUUCACUUUGUUCUUGCCAUUGACUUUUGAGACUUGUGUAUUAAAUUUGCCAGACCUGGGAAGCAUUUGGAGGACUCAGUGAUUAUAGGAGGGGCUGAGGGCUGCUGGGUAGGUGAGGGUGAAAUAAGGGGCUGGGCAAAGUAGAAGUUGGGCAGGGUGAGGCUUUAUCCGUUAGCUGGUAGUUGGAGGCCCAUGAGACUCUUCUUUGUCCUUUAUUAGUUAAUAUAAUAUUCUGCUGCUAUGACAAAUAGGCCCAAAAUAAUAGUGGGUUUCACAGAUGGAAGUUUAUUUCCAUGUACAGUCUCAUCUCAUCACCAAGAGCUAAUGAGGUGACCCCUCCAUGUCAGAGGCCAGUCUUCAUCUCCAUGUAUCUCGUUGCGCUCCCAUCACCUUGUGAUUCCCACUUCGUGCUCCAGGCACAAGAGGAGGGGUUAUCCCUUGUCUUUAAGGACUACAUACAUACAACUCAAAACUUGUUCCUGUUUCAUUAGCCAGAAUUUUGUCUCAUGGCCACUUGUAAUUGCAAGGGAGUCUGGCAGAUGUAGUUUUCAUUCUGGGCAGCCAUGUUCCUAGAGAAAUAUCAGAAGUUCUUGUACUAGAGAAACUAGAGAGAAGAGAUAUUGGGGGUCAGCAAGUAGUUCUACCACAGUCUCUGUGGGUGGGGGACCUUAUCUUUUCAUUUAAUACAGUUGACCCUUGAACAACAGGGGUUUGACCUGUGUGGGUCAACUUAUAUGUGGAUUUUUUUCAAUAAAUAGUGUAAAUGUA
Messenger RNA from Pteropus alecto (black flying fox), 1692 nucleotides. It is a transcript of the gene TBCB, whose product is annotated as tubulin folding cofactor B. Lineage: Eukaryota; Metazoa; Chordata; Mammalia; Chiroptera; Pteropodidae. The coding region runs from base 89 to 823 and encodes 244 amino acids. Gene Ontology annotation, cellular component: microtubule plus-end; cytoplasm; nucleus. Gene Ontology annotation, molecular function: alpha-tubulin binding; microtubule plus-end binding. Gene Ontology annotation, biological process: tubulin complex assembly; cytoplasmic microtubule organization; post-chaperonin tubulin folding pathway. The transcript has 6 exons. The record is from RefSeq and is a predicted model, not a curated record.